AAAAACAACCAAACCAAAAGACGCACCAAAACAAACCCAAAAAACCCAAACAAACAAAAAAACCCCAAACCACCACCACCAAAACCCAGAAAAACCAAGCAAGCUGAAAAAUGAACUGUGCCAAAGAUUCCACUUUCCAAAUGGAGUAAAAUGCCUCUUUUAUGUGAACAAAGGAUUUUGACUGCUCCAUGCUCAAAUAAGCCCUUCAUCUUUUAAUUGAUGUAGAGAUUUGUAUUACAACCACUUAAUGAGUAUUGACUGAGUCUGUACCAUCCUUUUCCUGGAGGUGUAUGUAUGUAGAGAAAGGAACAUUAGCUGGAAUGUUGUAGUAAGGUAUUGGAGAAAUGGAGUCCUAGGACCCUUCCAAAAUGCCUGGUCACUGUAAUUAACUCAUUCUGUCUUCCAAAGGCAGAUGGCAUAUGGGAAGUUAACUUUCCAAAGAUAGCUGGAAGUUGCAGGAUUAGCCUUAUGCUUCCCACACAUUUGAGCAGUUUCUGCUUUACAACUACUGUUCAAACACAGAAGUACACAGUAUAUGCUGCAGCUUCCUUUUUUCCCAAUCAAGGUUUAAACAGACAUUCUGAGAAUCAUGAAUGCAAUCCUAAAAGUUAGUCUGUCUCACAGUAUUUAUUUUGAGCUUCAAAUCCUGAUCUCCCUUCUGUGUUUAAUUUGAUUAAUGGUUAAUAGGGCCAUCCAGAGUUCUCCACAGAGGUUUAUGGCUUUAAUUAAAUGCACAGAGACAGCCAGCUCCAGCCAACCUCUGCCUCUUUUAGCUGGACAAGGAGGAAGAGAGCAGAGCUUUAACCCUGCUUUCCACACAGACUCCUGUUCUCUUGCAUCCUUUGGGCAGCCUGGUGUGGCUUUGAGCAGAUGCACUCGCUCAAAGGUGCCGAAGAACUGUUCUGGCAGCUGCCAGGCAGCUGCCUGCCACCACAGGCUCAGCAUUUCCUGAGACAGCUCUUCCUCGGCAGGGGUUUUCCUCCAGCCAGGAGAGGUCUCCUCUUUGGGAUUUGGACACUGUUUCGUUGACGUCACCUGUCACACUGGAGAUUAUGUUCAAAGUAUGCAUUAGCAUCCCUGCCUCGUGGCUUUCCCAGCUUUGGAGAUGUGCUCCAGCUGUGUCCCUGCUGGACAGGGACAUGCAGCUAUAAGGUGAUGAGGCCCUGUACCUCAGUGGUACCCGAUGCAGCCUCCAGGAGAGGGGCUGGAGGCAGAGAAGAGGAAAGCUCACCCUGCUUGCCAAGGCUUGUGUGAUGGCAAAAGGGAGGCCCUGGGCUCUGAGCUGUGAAAUUGUCUGAUCCAUCACCAACUAACUUCAGAAUGUGUGGCAGAACACAAUGAAAGACUUACAAGCUUUUUUAAGGCUCCAGCUAGAGGGGAAUUGCACUACUUCCAAAUGGGUGAGGGGCUUCCUGUGUUUCAUGCAAAAUCGCAUGUUGUAUUUUUCCAUGCAAUGUGCAGACUUGCUACAAAUUAUAUUUAGGUGCUUCACCAGUUCUUGGAAGGAGGUACUGAACACAGUUAUACCUCCCCUGUUUUUCACAGCAUUUAUGCUAUUUAAGGAGCUCCUGCAGAUGAGAGCACUAAGGGAUUUGAGUGUUUUGAUUCCUGUAUCUUCUGUAGGAAGUGGUUUGUUUUAUUCCAGGGCGCUGCAUUUUAGGGGCACCAGUGAAAGACCCAGGAAUGUCAUGAGAAAAGAGAGACUGCUGCUCAGUGUCUGCAGGAAAUUGGUGAGGAAAAUCAGCUAGAGGGCACCAAUAUUUCUUCUUAGGGCCGUUAAAUGAGGCCAUGUGGACUGGCAGCAUAUGGAUGCAUGAGAGAAACAUGAGGGCUUUACGAAACAGUUGUGCUAAAAAUAAUUUUUGGUGUUAUUUUUAAUAAUGUUAUCACAGAUGAAGAAAGUGAGGUAGAAGUUCAUAGCCUGAGACAAUUCCUUCUCCUGCUUUACAGUAUAAACACUAUAAAUCCUUGAGUGUUUGUUUGGCUAGGUAAUGCUUUCCAAAAGUAUGUCAAUAAAAUAGGCAUCAGAGCCAUAAAAUAUUUUCCUAUAUUUAGAGUCUAAAUGUGCAAUAAAAAGUCAGUAAACUUUAGACUCCUAAGCACCAAAAUUGCUUUCAAAAAGGGGGGUUGGAUGUUCAAAUAAAAAAUUUUAAAAAAUACAGAUUUUAAUAUUGCCAAAAAUGCACAGUCAGUGUUUCAUGCUCAGUGGUGUUAGUAGGUUCAGCUACAGCCUUGUAAGUUGAGUUGCUGUCUGGGCAUGAGAAGGAUCCUGAAACUGUUGGAGGGGGCAGGAGUAUUGUAGGAUUAUCAGUUGAUUGGUUAAUUUAGAGGAUUAUGUUUUUAAUGCCAAAAAAUCCAGCUGCACAGAAUUGCAGAAUAAUUUAGGCUCAAAGGGAUUUCUGGGGAUCCUCUUUCUAGCCCCUGCUCAAAGUGGGUGCACGGUACGUGGUUUUGCAUGUUGCAAGAACUUACCUUUACAUGGUUUUGAUUUGUGCAAGAAAGAUUAACUAUUUGGGUACUUUUCUUUUUGUGCAAUACAGAGACAAAUACCAAAGAAGGAUAAAAAUUAAGGCAAAAGUUGAUCCAGAUAGCAUUUAAGCAGCUCCAAAAUACCCCGUACCAUUUUGCAUAUAUUGUUUUGGUUUUUUAUGAUAAAGAAACAUUGCUCUAGGCUAGCACCAAGGGGCUUAGUUUAAACAUUUGUGAAUUAAUUUUAAAUUGUUCUUUUCAUUGCUGGCUAAUAUGCAGGAGGAAUUGGUAAAUAUUGAGAGCAAAGGCUAUACAGCGUUUUUAGCCAGUUCUGUUUAGACUUAAUCACUACAAUGCAGUGUUAAAAUUUACAAAACAGCUUGUAAUUGCAGUAGCUUAUUUAAACCAGCUAUUUGUGGUUAUGUCUGCUGAGGAAACUUAAGCUUCAAUGUUCCCCAGCCAUCUAAUAGCAGCAAAUUGACUGCGGGUCUCUUGAAGGAAUAUCUAAAUGUAGGCUGUUGAAUAAUCCCUUUGGGGGCCCUGUAACUAUUUUUGUGCCUGGAUAUGCGUCAUCAGUGGGUAUUUUCUCUGGUGACUAGCUUACAUCAGUAGGUCUCCUACCAUACGCUCUAUCAGUGAGUGACUUAUGAUUGAUGGGAGUCACGGCCGCUGUUUAGCUUUUAUCUGUGACCUCAAAUAAUGGACGACAGGAAUUUCCAGGCUGUUAAAUUCCUUGAAUGACUGAAGACACGGGAUGGCUCUGCUGAUAAACGCAGGACUGUCUACUUAAGAAGCUGAGAGUGAGUUAGGAACAUUGAUGAAGCCUCUAUUCUGUGAGCUGUCAGCUUCUCCUCACCUGGAUGACUAAAUGGGAGCAGAGUGCUGGGCCAUGAACUGAAGGUGGAAGAGAGAGUCAGCAGCCAUAUUUGCUGGAGUAGUGAACCAAAUUGCUUUGACUGGAACCAUUACUCACUUGCACCUUUGAUGGCAGCAGCCAGGGAAUUUGAAGAUAGUCAUGCCUAUUAGAUGUUUAGAAGAUGCAGAUAGCUGUGUCACCAUGGAAGAGAUGACGAGAACUUUGCUCUAGGAGAUCACAAUCUCUGGAUCAUUCUGCAUCUCAGUAUUUAAUAACAAUGGAACAUGUCCAAAUGCUAUAACAAUUCUUUGCAAAUGUACAAUAAACUGUUUAGGAAAGUUCAUGCCAUGAACAGAACUGUGUAAUACUCUCAUUAGUGUACAGACACAAAUCUAAUGCCUAUAGACUACUGCGUGGAAAGUUCCAAAGAGAAAGAAAAGUCUGUGAACUUGCAACAGCCCUGGAAAAAUGGGAGCAACAAGACUUUGAAAAGCACAGAUUUGGGCACACUCCAUGUGUCUGCACAGCUUUCAAGUGAACUAGCACUUAAGACCUUGCGUAACAAAAUGGACUCUGGGGACACAGCUAUAGGGCAAAAAGCUACCUCAAGGUCUGGAGAAACUGCUAAAGUACCAAGUAGAUGGAGGCAAGAACAUUCAGCUGUUAUUAAGAUGAGCACUUUCGGCAGUCAAGAAGUACAGCGGCAACCACAAAUAGAUCACGAGCAAGUAGGAAACACGGCAGCAGCACAACUUUUUAGUUCUGGGAAACUGGUAUCAUCAAAUGAAGCUGCACAGCAAGUCACAGAGAAGCAAUAUCCGCAGCAUCGUCCAAGCCCUUACUCAUGUCAACAUUCACUUUCCUUUCCACAGCAUUCGUUGCCACAAGGCUUCUUGCACAACAUAAAGCCACAUCAGAGCUUGGAAGGCCCUCCAUGGCAGUUUCCUAGCCACUUGCAAUCAGUUGCCUCAGAGGACUUGUUUCCUUUUCAUAUGCAUAGCCAUAGUGGAGGUUUCUCCAGGAAGAAGAUUUCAAGUUUGAACCCUGCAUACAGCCAAUAUUCACAGAAAUCUUUAGAACAAUCAGAAGAUGCUCACAAAAAAGAGCACAAACCCAAAAAGCCUGGCAAGUACAUUUGUCCUUACUGUAAUCGGGCCUGUGCCAAACCUAGUGUACUUAAAAAGCAUAUUAGGUCUCAUACUGGUGAGCGACCAUACCCUUGUGUCCCUUGUGGUUUCUCCUUCAAGACGAAAAGCAACCUUUACAAACACAGGAAGUCACAUGCCCAUGCAAUUAAGGCAGGGUUGGUACCUUUCACAGAGUCAGCAGUCUCUAAAUUGGACCUUGAUGCCAGUUACAUCGAUGUGGAAGCUGAAAUACAUUCAGAUGGAGAGCAGAGCACAGACACUGAUGAGGAGACCUCACUCCUAGUGGAAGGGUCUGACAAACUGAGCCCCGUCUCACAGCUCCCACUGGACAUUGCUAGCAGGAGUGGCUUUCACUCCUCCAUGGAGGAGUCCUUGGUGGGGCCGAUGAAAGUCCCCAUUUUGAUUAUCCCUAAGAGUGGGAUUCAGUUACCCAGUGAGAGUUCACCGUAUAUUAGCUCUGAUAUGUUGCAAACCCCAUCCUUAAGUACCAAGUCUGAUGACUCUCAUACAGUUAAACAGCGACUUGCACUAAGACUGUCAGAGAAAAAAGGACAAGACUCUGAGCAGUCAUUAAACCUCCUGAGCCCACACAGUAAGGGAAGCACUGACUCUGGCUAUUUUUCCCGCUCAGAAAGCGCUGAGCAGCAAAUUAGCCCACCAAAUACUAACGCAAAGUCUUACGAAGAAAUAAUUUUUGGGAAGUUCUAUAGGAUUAAUCAAAGAACAGCACUAACUGUAGCCACAGCAAAUCAGGAACACAGUUUAAUGGGUAGAAAGGGCAAAACAGACCCAUCACCUCUUUUAAAUAACAGAUUAGAUAUCAAGAUGCUUGAGGAACAUAUUUCUCACCUGACUCCAAAUAAAGAGGAACUCAUUGACUCCAAUAGUUUGAGCACUAUUAAAUCUACACAAGUUUAUCCAGGCAGCAAUACAGAAUGUAGACAAUCCCAGACCACAUCAUCCAUCAAAAGUGAAUCCAACUUGUACCAAGUCAGUCAGCAGGGUGAUGUGCCUGUCCUUCUAGAGCCCCCAGUAGAUUCUUCUCCUCUUAUUAGGAGUAACUCCAUGCCAACCUCUUCUGCAAACAGCCUAAGUAUUCCCCCAUCUCUGAGAGGAAGCCAUUCAUUCGAUGAGAAGAUGACUGGCUCUGAUGAUGUAUUUUAUCCCGGGACAGUGGGAAUAUCCCACCAAAGAAUGUUGAGAAGGCAGGCUGCCUUUGAACUGCCAUCUGUACAGGAGGGACACUCAGAUUCAGAUUAUCAUGGAAGACAAGGGAAAAAUAUUAUUAUUGCUUCGAGCAGACAGACAGCAGGUGACAAAGGACCACCCCUAAAAGAGAAGAAAGGAGACAAGACCUUUUAUGACUAUGAUGCCAGUGGAAAGCACUACAGAAAGUGGGAAGAAUUUGAAGCUCAGAAGCAGAACUACAGGGACUCACCAUCCUUAAGUGGGAUGAACAAAGGGGGAGAGUUUUUUAUUGAUGCACUUGGACAAUCUCAGUCAGUGCCAUCCAUGCUUGGAACAACUUUUGAAAACAGAAAGCGCAGGAAAGAGGAGAGCGUUGGAGAUGAGGAAGACAGUCCUAUGAUUUGUAGCAGUACAACUGGCACCCCUGGGGGAAUUCAACCUUCGGACUUUGAUCCCAAAUCCCAAAUUCAGGAAGUGCCAAGAAGUGGAUUUGCCCUUCAAGGCCUGGAGAAUGCUCCCCAUUGCCAUGCGGAACGUUUUGAAAUGUGCAGGCCUUACUUGCAGUCUGGAAGCCCAGCGGCUUCUUUGGAAGAUUCGUCCCUUACUGCAGAGCAAGAAAAGACUGCAGAAUCACUGGUUAGAAAGCCCCCCGGAAAUGUCAUCUCUGUCAUUCAGCACACAAAUUCAUUGAGUCGGCCAAACUCAUUUGAAAGGUCGGAAUCUACAGAACACAUUGCAUGCCAGCAGGAAAAGAUGUAUUCACCAUCUGAAACAUGCGAGAGUGAGAUUUGUGAGUCCCCGAUGAGCCCAGACCGAGCUCCACAAAUGGAAAAUGUUGACACCAGUAAGCCAUCCCCAUCCCAGCAGCCUCAGCCGUGUCAUAUCCAGCCCAGGCUGGUUCGCCAGCACAACAUACAGGUACCUGAAAUUCGUGUCACGGAGGAGCCAGAUAAGCCUGAAAAAGAUAAAGAGGUGCAGAGUAAAGAGCAGGAGAGACCCACUGAAGAAUUCCAGUGGCCCCAGAGAAGUGAAACCCUUUCUCAACUUCCAGCUGAAAAGCUACCACCCAAAAAGAAGCGUUUAAGACUGGCUGACAUGGAACACUCCUCUGGGGAAUCUAGCUUUGAGUCUACAGGUACAAGUCUCUCUCGCAGCCCUAGCCAAGAAAGUAAUUUGUCCCACAGUUCAAGUUUUUCAAUGUCCUUUGAAAGAGAAGAGAAUAUGAAGUUCAUCACACCUUCCAAACAAGAUGAAUUUGGAAAACAGUCUGAGUUUUUAACAGUUCCAGCAGGUGCUUACUCACUUUCCGUCCCUGGGCAUCACCAUCAGAGGGAAAUGAGACGCUGCUCAUCUGAACAGAUGCCCUGUCCUCAUGCUGCUGAAAUCCCAGAGAUCCGAAGUAAAUCCUUUGAUUAUGGGAACCUGUCUCAUGCCUCUUCAGCUGGAACACCUACUGUGGCAUUGUCUCCAUCCCGAGAAAGGAAGAAAUGCUUCUUGGUUCGCCAAGCUUCCUUCAGUGGUUUUCCAGAGAUUUCUCAGACUGAUCAGAGCACAGAACAAAGUAUAAAACAGGAGCAGAUGGAACAUUCGCAGGUUGGUCUUCGCUCUUCCCAGCUUGUCUGGCAUCAUUCCCCUUCCUCUGUACUCCAGCCCAUUCAGGUAGAUGACUCUGGAAAACAGGCUAUUGGCUCUUGUGCUCAACUUAGUAAUAGCUCAUCCCACCUUGCCCAGCAACAGGCUCUUGUCGCAGACAGCCCGGAAAUGUUAAGGACUCCCUUAAUCCAACAAGCACCUUAUAUUCCUAACAAACAUCCAUCAGAGCAGCAGCAGCUAUUUGCACAUCAGGAAAAAGUACCGUUUCCCCCUAUUCAUAGCACCUUGUUUCAGUUCCCCUAUCCAGCUGUCUGCAUGGUUCACUUACCACCAUCUCAGCCUAUCUUGUGGCAGUCCUGCACAGAACCUCUGCACUUCCAGCAUCCAUUUGUACAACAGCUGCAGAAAUCUUAUGUCAAACAGGCUUUCCAAAUAGACGUACCUCCAAGUUAUCACCUGGAACAUGCACCUGAGCUUAUUGGAAAGAAAGCAGCUGAUUAUGUGCACGCUAAAGAGCAAGCAUACCAGCAUUACUCAGGAACAUCUGGGUCAUAUUCAAAAAAUACUCUUGCUAAGUACCAGUCAGACCAUAGCAUUAAACCAACAGAUACCUCCUCUGAGCAGCAUCUUCAGACAGAUUUUGACUCCCCAAGUGAUGGAUCUGUACAGUCUUUGCCAGGAACAGUUGUUCCCGUCAGGAUACAAACCCACGUGCCAUCUUAUGGUAGUGUCAUGUACACAAGCAUUUCCCAGAUCCUUGGACAGAGCAACAGUCCUGCAAUUGUAAUAUGUAAAGUUGAUGAGACAGUUUCUCAAAGAACAUUGGCAACUAAUGCAACCAUGCAAGGAAUUGGAUUUAACAUAGCUCAGAUGUUGGGUCAUCAUGGAGGACUAGAAAAAUAUCCCUUGUGGAAAGUGCCACAGACACUUCCACUUGGACUGGAGCCACCAAUUCCCUUGUGUUUGCCUUCCACUUCUGACAUGGCUUCUACCUUGGGAGGUAGCAAACGAAUGCUUUCCCCUGCCAGCAGCUUGGACCUCUUCAUGGAGACCAAGCAGCAGAAACGAGUCAAAGAAGAAAAAAUGUAUGGGCAGAUAGUUGAGGAACUAAGUGCAGUUGAGUUGACUAACUCAGAUAUAAAGAAAGAUUUUCCAAGAAUGCAGAAGCCUCAAUUAGUAAGGCAGAGCUGUGCUACUGAGCCAAAAGAAAGUCUGCCAUCCAUGUCAUCUUCUUCAUCGCUGUCAUCCUCAACAUCUCAAGAUUUCCCACCUGUCAGCAUGGCGGGAGCUGAUGCAUUCCCACUGAGCAGAGAGAAACUUUCCAGUUUUGAUUCCGCAUCCCCGGGACAGAAGUCCAGUGGCCCAUCUGAAGGAAGAGACUCACCAGAAGAGUUGGAUGUGGACGAAACAGCCUCAGAUAUGAGCAUGAGUCCACAGAGGUCUUCAUUGCCACCAGGAGAAAUUCAGGCAGAAGACCAGCUGAAACAUCAAAAAUUACCUCUUGGGAUGUUAGUCCAGAUGUCAUCUAAUACUAUUGGGAAAGUCACAGCCUCAACCAUUCUCCUGACAGACGUAGCAGAUUUUCAACAGAUCCUUCAGUUCCCAAGUCUGCGUACUACGACUACUGUGAGCUGGUGUUUCUUAAACUAUACGAAACCCAAUUACACUCAGCAACCAACCCUCAAAGCUUCUGUUUAUGCUUCAUGGUGUAUAAGUUCAUGUAACCCAAACCCAUCUGGGCUAAGUACAAAGACCACUUUAGCACUUUUAAGGUCCAAGCAAAAAAACACCACAGAAAUCUACACCUUGGCUGCUAUGCACAGACCUGGAACUGGUAAACUGACAUCAUCAAGUGCAUGGAAGCAGUUUGCUCAGAUGAAACACGAGCCAUUCUUCUUGUUUGGCAGCAAGCUUGAAAAGAAAGUAGUGGGGAAUAUUAUAAAAGAAAGAGUAAAAGGAGACAUUCAUGGAGAUAAAGACAUUACAUCCAAACAAACUGAGCCGAUACGAAUUAAAAUCUUUGAAGGAGGGUAUAAAUCAAAUGAGGAUUAUGUCUAUGUCAGAGGUCGUGGCCGAGGAAAGUACAUUUGUGAAGAAUGUGGCAUUCGCUGUAAAAAGCCAAGCAUGCUCAAAAAACAUAUCCGCACUCACACUGAUGUCCGGCCUUAUGUAUGCAAGCUGUGCAAUUUUGCCUUCAAAACUAAAGGAAACCUGACAAAACAUAUGAAGUCUAAAGCACACAUGAAAAAAUGCUUGGAGCUUGGAGUAUCAAUGACAUCUGUAGAUGAUGCUGAAACUGAAGAAGCAGAAAAUAUGGAGGACAUGCAGCAGGAAGCAGAGAAGAGCAGCAGCCUGGCAGGGCUGUCAGCAGAGCACCAGUUUUCUGACGCGGAGGAAUCGGAUGGCGAGGAUGGCGAUGAUAAUGAUGACGAUGAUGAAGAUGAGGAUGAUUUUGAUGAUACUCAGGGAGACUCGACACCAAAAACCAGAUCAAGGAGCACCAGCCCGCAGCCCCCUCGGUUCUCCUCCCUGUCAGUGAACUCGGCUGGGGCAUCGCAGGGGGCUUCCCCAGAGGGCUCCCUUUCAGUGGGACACUCUUCCCUCAUCAGUUACUUGGUCACCUUACCUAGCAUUCAGGUUACUCAGCUUAUAACACCAAGCGACUCCUGUGAUGACACACAAAUGACAGAAUAUCAGAGGUUUUUCCAGAGUAAGAGUACGGAUUCAGAGCCUGAUAAAGACAGAUUGGACAUACCCAGCAGCAUGGAUGAGGAUUACACGCUUUCGUUAGAUCCCAGUUCUUCUCCGAGGGACCUCUCACCUUCCAGUCGACAAUCGUCACCUGGCUACGAUUCUUCACCCUACAGAGAUAACUCACCAAAGAGGUAUUUAAUGCCAAAAGGGGAUUUGUCACCCAGAAGACAUCUGUCACCCCGACGAGAUAUUUCACCCAUGAGGCACCUUUCCCCGCGGAAGGAGGCUGUGCUGAGGAGGGAGUUAUCACCAAGACGGGACGUGUCACCAAGACGUCACCUAUCGCCAAGGAGACCAAUGUCACCAGGGAAAGAUGUGUCUGUUCGAAGAGAUUUGUCUCCCAGGCGAGAGAGGCGAUAUAUGGCCUCCGUUAGAGCGGCAUCUCCCCGGAGGGGCUUGUACCAUAAUCCAGCAUUGUCCAUGGGUCAAUAUUUACAGUCUGAAUCUAUUCCAGUGGGACAUUCAAGGAGGGGGUUGUCUCAGGCACCUUAUUUCAACAUAUAUGGAGAAAAAGGAGGCAUGGAGCACCGCAGGUCUAGCCUGUUCCCUGAAGGUCCGAGCGACUACGUCUUCAGUCAUCUUCCACUACACUCCCAGCAACAGAUCCGAGCGCCUAUCCCCAUGAUGCCUAUUGGGGGUAUCCAGAUGGUCCAUUCAGUCCCCGUGGCCCUUUCAGGUUUACAUUCUCCGUCCGCUCUGGCCCUGCAGAGGGAGGUCUCUGAGGAGAAGCAAAGAGGAACUGCGGAAGCCCUCGCGAAAGAGCCGUAUAGCAUUUCUAAGCACCAUGAGAAACGUACCUCUCCGCACAGCUUGCACCCCGCUGCUCCCCCCAGCGCCCCCUCCUCGCCGCUGCUGUUGCUGGCUCAGAGCACAUCCGAGGACAGUGUCGUGGCUACCGAGAGGGAGCAGGAGGAGAACAUACAGACUUGUACAAAAGCCAUAGCCUCUCUGCGAAUCGCCACAGAAGAAGCCGUUCUGCACGGGGCGGAGCAGCUGCAGAGGCCUUCUGAGCCUCACCAGAAACCCUUAGAAAGUGCACAUUUUAGCAUUAAACACUUUAGUGGAUCUGAGCCGGGCCAGCCCUGUGCCUCAGCCACCCAUCCUGACUUGCACGGUGGUGAACAGGACAGUUUUGGUACAUCACAGACUGCGCCAGCCCAUCCCACCUUUUACAGCAAGAGCUUUGUGGAUGUCCAGCAGCUGGGCUUUCACAGCAGGAGCGACCCCCCAUCAAGCACACAGGAAAGGAAAGAUCCGUCAUCUGAGAAGAGCAAGCCGCAUUGA
Motacilla alba alba is the source of this 11292-nucleotide messenger RNA. RefSeq names its product HIVEP zinc finger 2 (gene HIVEP2). Gene Ontology annotation, biological process: regulation of transcription by RNA polymerase II. Gene Ontology annotation, cellular component: nucleus. Gene Ontology annotation, molecular function: RNA polymerase II cis-regulatory region sequence-specific DNA binding; DNA-binding transcription factor activity, RNA polymerase II-specific. Lineage: Eukaryota; Metazoa; Chordata; Aves; Passeriformes; Motacillidae. The record is from RefSeq and is a predicted model, not a curated record. The transcript is spliced from 11 exons. The coding region runs from base 3721 to 11292 and encodes 2523 amino acids.